Adineta steineri is the source of this 1167-nucleotide messenger RNA. The record is from the annotation of a GenBank genome assembly. NCBI's taxonomy places the organism in Eukaryota, Metazoa, Rotifera, Eurotatoria, Adinetida, Adinetidae.
AUGAAUCAAACAGUGUGCACAAUGGCUGAAAAAUUGAAUAUCAUUAUCGUAGGUGCGUCCUAUCUUGGCUCCAAGGUUGCUAGAGCUGUAGCAAAAUCAAUGCCUCUAAAUUUGGCUGAAAAUCAUCGUGUUUUAUUGAUCGAACCCAAUUCACAUUUUUCACAUUUAUUUACUUUUCCAAGAUUUGUUGUUGUGCCGUCGCAUGAACAUAAAGCAUUUAUUCCUAUGAACAAAAUAUUUAGUGAAGCACAGUGCAAUGCUGAAAUUAUUUGUGCUUCAGUAGAAACUAUAAAUCAAAGUGAAGUAAUCGUUGAUAGGGACACACCGUUUGGACGUAAAUUGCCUUGGCACAUAUUAGUCAUGGCAACUGGUUCGAGAUUAUCACCACCUGGAAAUAUGCCAACAAACACAAAACUUGAUUCAAUGCAAUAUUUAAAAAAUUUGCAAGAGCGGAUACGAACUGCCAAAAGUAUCGCAUUAAUCGGUGGAGGUGCUCUCGGUGUGCAAAUCUCUACAGAUAUAAAAAGUUAUUAUCCUGAUAAAGAAGUACAUGUUAUACAUUCACGAGAUCGAUUAAUGUCGAGAUUUGAUCCAAGUCUUGGCGACGUCGUUGUUCAGUCAUGUAAAGAUCUUGGUAUUAAUGUGCAUCUGAGAUCGAGAGCAAAACUUCCCAAUACAGAUGGACCUUGCACAAUAGAACUUGAAUCUGGCAAGACAAUAUCUGUCGAUUUCUAUUUAAAAUGCACAGGACAAAUAAUUAAUUCAGAACCUAUUCGCGAACUAGCAAAAGAAAGUAUCAAUGCUGAUGGAACUAUUCAUGUACUACCUACUUUACAACUUGAAAAGCAUCCUCGAAUUUUCGCAGUCGGCGAUGUAAAUGAUUUACUACAAAUUAAAUCAGUUAGACCUGCACUCGGUCAAGUAGAAGUUGCUCAAAAAAAUAUUAUUUCUCUUUUACAAGGUGAAACUCCUGAAGCAAAAUAUGAAAAUAAUGCAGCUGGAAUUCAUCUUACGCUUGGACUCAAGCGUGAUGUAUAUUGCAAACAGACUCAAGAUGGAUCAUCUCCGGCUAGUAUUGAAAUAGAAGAUGACGAAGGACUUGAAGAUAUGGGAGUAGAACAUAUGUGGGAUGAUCUUCGUGCUGACAAAAACGAUUUCUGGGCUUAA